GCUCUACAAGGGACUCACGUUCUUGGCAUUGAAUGUUCUGAUCUCAAAGUCAGCGAAAGGCAUGGAGCUGGUGGUGGUGAUCUCCAUCUUCUUGUCCUGAGUCUCAAACACGUCUCCAAUGUUGUCUGCCCAGUACUGCUCACACUUGCGCUGAGGGACAGAGGAGGAAUGGGGUGGAAGAGGUAUGAUGCAAGCCAAAUCCCAUAAUACUAUUGGGGGAUAUACCAAUAAGAACAGUGGUUGAGGGUUAAGAGGUAUGGUCAGCCAAAUUCCAUUGCCCCAUACAUCACUAUUAAUCUCUAAUACCACACUACACUAAUGUGCUAAUAAGGUAUGCAUCCACAAUGGUUCCAGACACAUGCUUUCCCACACUUUUGUCUCUAUAGCAGUUGGAAUGGAGUUAACAGCUAGCAGGCAGGGUUAAAACAACAGGUGGUCUUAUGUA
Molecule: messenger RNA, 445 nt
Organism: Geodia barretti
Lineage: Eukaryota; Metazoa; Porifera; Demospongiae; Tetractinellida; Geodiidae
Source: the annotation of a GenBank genome assembly